CCGCUGAGCCCGGCCGCUAAGGCUGCCGCCUGCACCGGACGCUCGACCCGCUCGCGCCGGCACCAUGGAGCGCCCCGAAGCGGAAGAAGUGAAUUCCAGUGAAUGUGAAAAUAUGGCGGGGAGAAAGAAAAUGUCAGAAGAAUUUGAAGCCAAUGCUAUGGAUUCUCUGGUAGAUAUGCCACUUGCUACUAUAGAUAUUAAAGAUGAUUGUGGAAUCACUGAUGUACCUCAAGUAAAUUUGGAAAGAAGUGAAGAAAAUGAAUAUAAAGAUCAAAUAAAGAAGAAGAAAAAAAAGUACAAAGACUAUCAACCAAACUAUUUCCUAUCCAUUCCAAUCACCAACAAAGAGGUUACAAAAGGAAUUAAGAUCCUGCAGAAUGCAGUAAUACAACAAGAUAAGCGCCUGGCCAAGGCAAUGACCGGUGAUGGUUCCUUUCAUAUUACCCUGUUGGUGAUGAAGUUAAAUGACGAUGAAGUAAACAUUGGUAUUGAUGCUCUUUUGGAAUUAAAACCAUUCAUAGAAGAAAUCCUUCAAGGAAAACACUUGAUUUUGCCCUUUGAAGGGGUUGACACGUUUAGAAAUCAGGUUGGAUUUGUGAAGCUGGCAGAAGGAGAUCAUAUGAACCCACUUUUGGAAAUUGCAGAGGCUGCAAAAAGGACAUUUCAAGAAAAAGGGAUCUUGGCAGGAGAAAGCAGAAGUUUUAAGCCUCAUUUGACCUUCAUGAAAUUGUCCCAAGUACCAUGGCUCCGGAAGGUGGGAGUGAAAAAAAUAGACCCCAAAUUCUAUGAAAAAUUUAUCAGUCACAGAUUUGGAGAAGAAAUGCUACACCGCAUUGAUCUUUGCUCCAUGCUGAAGAAAAAGCAAAGUAAUGGUUAUUAUCACUGUGAGUCUUCCAUUGUGAUUGGUGAUAAGAAUGGAGGUGAGCCUGAUGAUGCUGAACUGGUAAAGCUCAGUAAGAGGCUGGUGGAGAACGCAGUGCUCAAGGCUGUCCAGCAGUAUCUGGAAGAAACACAGAACAAACACAAGCCAGGGGAUGGGAGCACUGUGAAAACUGAAGAGGCUGAUAGGAAUGGCACUGACAAUGACAACAGGAAAUGAGACCCAAAUGCAGGCAGGCUCCUCUGCUCCGUGAGAAGCAUCCCUGCUCCCCUCUGCUGAGUCAGUGGACUGAUUUGCAAUGUGCUGUUUAAGUGUCUCUUGUCCAAUCUGUGGAGGUUGCCUAAUGCUUUCAUGAUCAGUGUGUUUGCAUUUCUGAAACACAACAGAAGAAAUAUGGAGCGCUGGGACUAGCAGAGGAAAUUAAUUUAUGAACGAAGAAUGGCCCAAGUUUCACUUGCCCUGGGCCAUGGCCAAGGGAGAGGGGACUUUGGGUUAUGCCUCAUGGACUCAAAGGCCGUGGAAGGGGCCUUGCCAUAACUGGAAUACUGCCAUUUAUAUUGCUUAGCAGGGCAUUUGACUACCUUAUCUGAGGCCAAAAUAUACACACAGCUAACAAGUGCUAAGUUUCAAAUAACCACUGUUGAAAUGAUUAUUCACACUCCAUAAUGUUUUAUGUUUGUCCUAUGUAUGCAGUCGCUAUGGAGUUAACUUUAUUUACAGUCAAUUUGUUUCAGGUAAAUAAUAUAUUUUUGGCAAAAUGCAACCUUUUCUAUAAGAUGUGGGCCACAUUUUAAAGGUUUCUUGUUAACCCUCUUUUGAUCAGUCGGUGUGCCACAUUUAAUGUUUUUCAUUGGCAUUUGUAUGUAAAAUGUAUUGUAAAUUUUUUUUUUCUGUAGGCAAGAGACCUAUUGGAAUCCGAGACUUAAUUAAUGAAGCUUUGCAGAGAGAAAGGAUGGUUCUGAAGUCCAAAGUGAAACAGAUAAAAGAACUUUUAUUCCAGCCUGAGACUCAGGCCAAAAUUAGAAGGGAGCUUU
Myotis lucifugus (little brown bat) is the source of this 1914-nucleotide messenger RNA. It is a transcript of the gene AKAP7, whose product is annotated as A-kinase anchoring protein 7. Gene Ontology annotation, cellular component: cytosol. Gene Ontology annotation, molecular function: protein kinase A regulatory subunit binding. The transcript has 8 exons. Lineage: Eukaryota; Metazoa; Chordata; Mammalia; Chiroptera; Vespertilionidae. The record is from RefSeq and is a predicted model, not a curated record. The coding region runs from base 65 to 1099 and encodes 344 amino acids.